GAAGCUAUCUGGGAUUUUACAGGUGAUAGAGUUGCUGUGUAUAGUUUUGCAGGAAACUGACUAUUUGCUGUUCUCUUUUUCUUAUUUUAUUUUGCUUCUGUUUCCCCACUUGCUGCUCUUUUUUCAACCACUACGCUGGUCUGUACCUGUCAACAGCUGCUCUUGGCCAAAACGCCCAGGUGUUGCCUCAUUGCCGACACAAAUCCCACCAACAGCAUUUUUAUAGUGGCAUAGAUCUGUGUGACCGGUUUUCACCAUGGCAGAGCUUGAAAGUCAUGUUACGGUCAAGCAGCGUGCUUUUUAUUCCCCACCGUGGGCUGAUUUGAGCAUCAUUGCUGUGGCUGGAAGUUCUGGUUCAGGCAAAUCGACACUGUCACAGGCCAUUGUUCGCAAGCUGAACUUGCCAUGGGUCGUUAUUUUGUCAAUGGACUCCUUUUAUAAAACAUUGACGCCGGAUCAAUCAAAGCUGGCUUUUGCCAACGAAUUCGAUUUCGAUUCUCCCGAAGCUAUCGAUUUUGACAUCUUGGUUGAGGUCUUGCGUGACCUCAAGGCCGGCAAACGUGCCGAGAUUCCCGUUUAUUCGUUCAACAAGCAUCAGAGACUUGAUCAAACGACCUCCAUUUACUCCCCUCAUGUUCUCAUUUUGGAGGGUAUCUUUGCUCUCUAUGACCCUCGUGUGCUUGAGUUGCUUGACAUGGGUAUUUAUUGCGAAGCAGAUGGCGACACAUGUUUGGCAAGACGAAUCGUCCGUGACGUUCGCGAGCGUGGCCGUGAUGUUGAGGGCUGCAUUAAGCAAUGGUUUGCUUUUGUUAAGCCAAACUUUGAAAAGUAUGUUGAACCUCAGAGAAAGACUGCCGACCUCAUCGUUCCCAGAGGUAUCGAAAACCGCGUUGCUCUUGACAUGAUGGUUCAGUUUAUAGAGAAGAAGCUUUUCGAAAAGUCGACACAUCAUCGUGAAGCGCUGGCUAAGUUGGAAGACGCUUGCAGAGAGCAGCCUUUGUCGGAGCGAGUUGUCGAAAUCGGCGGCACACGCCAGAUGCGCUUCAUGAAUACUAUCCUGCAAAAUAUCGAUACGUCACCAGAGGAUUUCAUAUUCUAUUUUGAUCGUCUGGCAUCUCUCAUCAUCGAAGAGGCCUUGAAUAAUGUUCACUUCCGAAGUCUCACCAUCACAACACCCCAAGGACACAAGUACCAUGGGCUGGCUCCUAAGGGCGAAGUCAGCGCAGUUAUUGUGCUCCGCGGUGGCUCUGCUUUUGAGACUGCUCUUGGCAAGACUAUUCCUGAUUGCCGAACUGGCCGCGUCCUGAUUCAGUCUAGCUACAAGACUGGCGAACCUGAGCUGCAUUAUCUGCGACUCCCGGAUAACAUUAGCGAGCACGAAAGUGUGCUGCUACUCGAUACGCAAAUGGCAACUGGUGGUGCCGCGCUGAUGGCUGUCCAAGUGUUGGUUGACCACGGCGUAGCCCUGAACCGCAUUGUCCUAGCAACGUACUCUGCCGGAAGAGUCGGACUACAUAGGCUCAUGACCGUCUUUCCGGAGAUUACUGUUGUGGUUGUAAAUAUCCUAAGAGAACCUGAUCAGCGUUGGAUAGAGAAGCGCUACUUCAGAUGCUAAUCCGUUGGGACCUGUGUUGGGUAUAUGCUUGUUGUAUAGGCUAUAUAUAUGUGAGAUGAAUUGACGAUUAUACAAGACUUACCCUUCGUUUUGAAUAAUAUUCAUUGGAAUAUACAUUGAUAGCCACCUUAACCCGCAUAAAAUGCUCUAAUAAUAGACCCAUUGCAUCCAUGUGAACAAGCUGUGCGGUAGAUGUUUG
Messenger RNA from [Torrubiella] hemipterigena, 1814 nucleotides. NCBI's taxonomy places the organism in Eukaryota, Fungi, Ascomycota, Sordariomycetes, Hypocreales, Clavicipitaceae. The record is from the annotation of a GenBank genome assembly.